This is a messenger RNA of Pseudomyrmex gracilis, 3033 nucleotides long. It is a transcript of the gene Rgk3, whose product is annotated as GTP-binding protein RAD. The record is from RefSeq and is a predicted model, not a curated record. Lineage: Eukaryota; Metazoa; Arthropoda; Insecta; Hymenoptera; Formicidae. Gene Ontology annotation, cellular component: plasma membrane. The transcript has 7 exons. Gene Ontology annotation, molecular function: GTPase activity; calcium channel regulator activity; GTP binding. The coding region runs from base 694 to 1980 and encodes 428 amino acids.
UCGUCGGACGUGCAUCGUGUUGUUGAGUUCACGUCUCGCGUGCGAACAAUUGAGAGACAUGUGAUUCAAUUUGCGAAUCGCGAUUUGCACAGAGGAAGACGAUAAUAAGGUGGAAAAAAUGAUCGAGGAAGAUCCGACCGCGCUUGUCAACGGCCUAAGAAAAUGAAUCAAGAAGAAAAGUUCUCUUUGGGACAAAGCACGGUCCGUGUCGACGAGACGCCGGAUCCGUGACGAUCUCACGUGUCCGAAGAUAUCAUUUGGUCUCGAGUACGUGGCGUGUCUUGGCCAAAUAGUCUGUCUUAAAAAAAAAGUUUUGUGAUAUUAGGAAAGACAUUUCGGAAAUACACAAAGUUUUUUCGCUAAGAACUUCCAUAAAACAACAGGAAGAUUUCACGAAUAAGGAAUACAACGCAGCUGUGAUACACAAACGCUUGCGUGUAUCAGUGCAAAAAAACAUUAAAAAAAAAAAAAAAAAAAGAAAAUCAGUGCCCGACAUAAGUCGAAUAAUAUCGUCGUGUCUUGUGAUUUUGCAGUGAAAUCUAAAAAUUCUACAAUCUUUUUUCUCUCUCUCAUCUCGCGAAGAAUUGGAUAAAAAAGUCAAAAAUUCAGAGAAAGACGAUCGUUAAUAUAAAAAUUUGAAUCGUGAUUGGUAUUUUCGGGUUAAAAAAGUGGUAGCUGUGGUAAUUCGAAGAGAUGGCGGAAGAUUCGCUCCGUCGGAAGACCAGAUCGGCGUCGAUCUGCGCCCCGGGAUUCUCUAGCAUGGAACAAAUGUUGGACGCUAUGCCACCCUCGGGAGCACGCGAACGGGAACGAGAAAGGGACAGCGGGAGCGGCACACCGGAUAACAGUACACCCACGAGGAGACGAAGGCCGGCUACGAGAUCCCAGAGCGCCCGUGUUACCGGCGGAAAUAAAAGCAUCCGCCGUCGCGCCACUGCUCAAGCCGCUGCCCAUCAUCACCACCAUCACCACGAGGGAACCAUGAAGUCGGCUCACUGCAGCAGCGAACCCAAACUGUCCGAGAAUGACGUCAGUCCGGGAAUCAGAAGACGGGGGAGUCGACGGGGGCAGAGCAUGCAUCACACGCAUCACAGGAAGAGCAACGCCUUCCUGGACGUGCCGGACGUCUCGUCUCAGAUGCCGGCACGGGAGGACGGCGAGGACGAAGAUAGUUACAGACUCCGUAGCUUCAGCCUCACCAGUAAAGGUGUCGUGAACAGAGGAGAUUCCUUUCGGAGAAGAAGAUCGAGAUCGAACUCUCUCGCCCCUACCGAUCAAGAAAACGAGGAACGGCGAGCGCCGCCCAAGGAGAUCACUUCGCACAAUGUCGCCAUGCUGGGCAUGAGAGGGGUUGGAAAAACCGCUCUUAUCAGUCAAUUUAUGACGAGCGAAAGCAUAAAUGCCUACGACAGACAGAGAGACGUGCCGAGCGAGCAGUCCGUUUUUGUGAUGCUGAACGGGGAAGAAAGCGAGCUCAGAUUUUUAAACAUUGUCAAUCUAAAGACCGAAUUUGAAAAAAUGCCCUUGCCAGACGCUUUUGUCGUGAUGUACUCGGUGAUCGACAAGGCGUCCUUUCAAAGAGCUGAAGAAUAUCUCGCUCGACUUCACGAUCAAGAUCUUCUCCGCGGUAGACCGGCUAUUCUGGUCGGGAACAAGAUCGAUUUGGUUCGCUCCAGAGUGGUUUCACCUCAGGAUGGAAAAUGUUUGGCCUGUACAUAUCGCGCGAAAUUUAUUGAAGUGUCGGUGGCCAUCAAUCACAAUGUCGACGACCUCUUGGUCGGUAUACUCAACCAGAUUCGUUUAAAGGUGGUCCAGUGUAACCAAGAGAAUCGAAACAAUAGCGGAGGCAGCGACAGCAGUCAUUGGUACAAAUCCAGAGGUGUCGUGCGCGCAAGCAUGAAAGCCCGGCAGAUGCUGACCUGGCUCUUCGGCAAAGAAGACAGCAAGUUCAAGAAUUGCGAGAAUCUCCGCGUACUUUAAGUCAACCAGAUAAGAAAUGUAGUCGGGCUUCUGUCCGACUUCUGUUUUAUUAGUACGUAAGUAAUUAUAUAUACACGACGUGGCUUGAGAAGCUUCUGUCUUCUCGAGAGAGUAUAUCAAUAAUAGAAGAAACUUGUAUGCGUUGAUGAAAAUCGAGUAAAAAGAGGCUCGUGAGGAUGUAGUUCGAAUGCGCGUGUGUGAAGAAACGAAUGCGUCUCUUUCUGAAGUAAAUAAUAAACGUUGAAUAGUUUAUAAAGUUUAAAGUCGCGCCUAAAAAUAAUGCGCGACUUAGUUGUGCUUGAAAAGAUACAUAUAUUUCUCGCUCUCCUGCAGGGAAGAACGAACGGUCCGCGGACCAAAAUGAUUAUAAUUAGCAUUGUGGAUGAACAAAGUGCCAAUUAGUGAAAAUUAACGCGAGAACGGCGGCGUUUAAGGAGAGAUUUUACGCCGAGUGAAGAUAAUGUCGCUCGAUUUCGCGCUCGUUCGGCUGGAAUUACAGCUGAAAUAGUGAGAAAUGUAAGUGAUUAACCCUUUCAGUCGCAGGUGUGGCAAAGAGUGUGCGUUACUUUUCAGCAACUUUCUCGACGUAAAAACUUCCUUCUCGGCGCAUUGAGGAUAGAAAGCGAAGGGAGAAUAAUUUCCAUUCACGUGGAUUAACGAUUAACUUAAUACGGUUAAAUUACGUGAAAAACAGUUUUUUUCGCGCUAUAUUCAGAUAAUUUAUUGUAUUUGUAUAAUUACAACACACGUUAAGUGUUUUCUAAACUGAUUUAAUUUAGUUCUUUUUUUCACUUGUCAUUAAGAUACACAUGUAUAGUUUUAUCUUUUAUUUUGAAUUGAAAGAGUUUAUUGUGUGGGUUUGGUUAGUUUUUUCCGCAUUUGUAAAAGAAUAAAUUCCAGCGAAACGAGCGAAAAAUUGGCAGCUCUCUCUGUCUCUCUUAAAAUAAUGCAAUCAAAAGUUCAAAUCGAUCGUGAGGAUAAAGAAAAGAAUUUAACUGGACCAUAGCGUAUAAAAUAAUCAUCACUAAGAUUACAGAUUUAUUGUGUAUAUAU